AUGAAUGACAUGGAGACAAACUCCUCAGAUUCGCUGCCAGCUCCUGCCACAAGUCUUACCAAGACUUGGAAGGAGAAAGCGCACGACAAGUACAGGGCAACUGUUAAGCAAUUCACCACAAGAGAUGGGUUAAUUGGUGGCAUGGAUUAUAGUUAUCUUUUUACACCCAGUGUGCCCUUUAUCCACAAAACGAGCAAUCCACCAAGAUUUUUUGCACUCAAUGAAAAGGUUCCAAUCUUGCUAGCAUGUUUACUGGGUCUUCAGCAUGCCCUCGCUAUGAUGGGAGGCUUGGUGGCCUCCGCGUUGCUAUUUUCGACCAUGGCUAAUUUAAAUGUGCAUGACACCCAAUAUCUUGUGUCAGCCAGUCUUAUUUCUGCAGGAAUUUUGUCAUUUGUUCAGAUCAAAAGUUUCAAGAUUCCCUAUACUUCCUACAGAAUAGGGUCUGGUACUCUUUCAGUGCUUGGUACUGCCUUUUCCACAAUUUCAGUAUUCGGCACAACGCUACCCAUAAUGUACAAGACCGGGUUUUGCCCUGUUGCUGAGGACGGAACGCAUUUGCCUUGUCCUGAAGCUUAUGGUGCCUUCUUGGGUACCUCAGCGCUGUGUGCCCUGUUCCUGCUACUCCUUUCAUUCACGCCCAAAAAAUAUAUCCUCAAGAUUUUCCCUCGUAUUGUCAACGGGCCAGUUGUUCUGCUUGUGGGUUGCUCUCUUAUUCAGUCAGGAAUGGAGGAUUGGGCUGGCGGAUCAGGUUGCGUGACUGCUGCCAUGUGUCCGAGUGCCUCCGCUCCUAAGCCCCACCCAUGGGGGUCCGGCCAGUUCAUUGGAUUAGGAUUCAGUGUCUUUGUUACUAUCGUGAUCUGUGAGAAAUGGGGCCCUCCUAUGUUCAAAUCUUGCUCUAUUGUCAUCGGACUUCUGAUCGGGUGCGUCAUUGCUGCUGGUUGCGGGUAUUUCAGCCACGAACAGAUCGAUGCGUCUCCUUCCGGACAAUUUUUGUGGGUUCGUACCUUCAAGUUACAGUUGUACGGUCCCAUUGUUCUACCGCUUCUUGCUGUUUACGUUGUUAUUACUAUGGAGACUAUUGGUGACAUUACUGCAACCUGUGAUGUGUCUCGUUUAGCCGUUGAAGGACCCGAGUUUGAUUCCAGGAUUCAGGGUGGUCUCUUUGCUACGGCCUUGGCUUGCAUUGCUGCCAACCUUAUGACAUUGAUGCCGCAAACUUCGUUCACACAAAACAAUGGCGUUAUUGCCAUGACACAAUGUGCCGCUCGCGUUACUGGAUACUUUGCUUGUAUGUGGUUGAUCCUUAUGGGUGUUAUUGGUAAAUUCAGCGCAGCUAUUGUGGCAAUCCCUAAGGCUGUCAUCGGAGGUAUGACUACCUUCUUGUUCACCUCUGUCGCUCUCUCAGGAUUGAGUCUCAUUGCUGGAUGCAAGUUUACCCGUCGUGACCGCCUGGUAUUAACUAUUUCGCUCAUGUGGGGGUUCGGCUCCUUACUUGUGCCAAACUGGUUCUCGCGUGUUUUCACAUACAAGGGCGACAAUACUGGCUUGCGUGGAUUCUUGAAUGCAAUCAACAUUGUGAUGGAGACUCCAUAUGCUAUUGGCGGUAUUUCUGGUGUUAUUGCAAACCUAGUUUUCCCUCAGUCCGAGGAUGAUCUCGAGUACACCGAGAGAACACAGGUUUUAGGCCAGAUCGAGGAGUUUGAAGGAAGCGAGCAACCUUCGGAUGGCGAUACCGUCGCUCACAAAUCUGACAUCUGA
Molecule: messenger RNA, 1758 nt
Organism: Wickerhamiella sorbophila
Lineage: Eukaryota; Fungi; Ascomycota; Dipodascomycetes; Dipodascales; Trichomonascaceae
Product: Uric acid-xanthine permease
Exons: 1
Coding region: 1-1758 (585 amino acids)
Biological process (GO): transmembrane transport; xanthine transport
Cellular component (GO): fungal-type vacuole; membrane
Molecular function (GO): xanthine transmembrane transporter activity
Source: RefSeq, a predicted model, not a curated record